Messenger RNA from Rhizophagus irregularis DAOM 181602=DAOM 197198, 1164 nucleotides. The record is from RefSeq and is a predicted model, not a curated record. Lineage: Eukaryota; Fungi; Glomeromycota; Glomeromycetes; Glomerales; Glomeraceae.
AUGCAUCUCGAAGAACGUUUCCAUGAUGUGUUUUAUCUCAAUUUUAUCUUCAAUUUUUUGGCCAUAAUUCCUUUGUCUAAUAUAAUGACAAUUGGUGUGGAAGAUUUAUCCGCAUUCUUAGGACCGAAAUAUCAAGCGGUCCUUCAUGCAUUAUCAGGAAACUUUGUUGAACUUGUUAUUGAAUCAUAUGCGUUAAUGGAUGGUCGAUAUGCGAUUGUACGAUCAGCUGUAUUAGGAUCAAUUCUCUGUAAUAUUACUCUGGUCCUAGGUAUAACUUUCGUUGUGGGCUCUUGGCCUACGGCUCGUCGUAGAGAUGGUAAACCCGCUCUUCAUACUGAAUUCGAAAUUGGAACAUUCGUCGACACAUCAUCUUCCAUUUUAGCUUUAGCCUUUCUUGCAUUAAUGAUUCCGGCAGCGUUUAAAAUAGCUGCAGUACCUGUUGAUACAACAGAUCAUCGUUUAGUUGACUGUAAUUUACAAAACAUUAGUCAUGCUACAGCUAUUAUACUUAUGUUGGUUUUUAUAGGACUAUUAGUUUUUCAAUUGAAAACUCAUGCUCAUGAGGUAAUAGACGUUAAAGAAUUUGAUCACCAUAAAAUUUAUAAUUGGUUAUUUGAUAUAAUCUUGAUUGCAGGAUCGGUAGCCGGAAUUACAAUAUGUGCAAGAACUUUGGUUUCAAGUAUUGAAGAAUUAGGAGAUAAAUUUGAACUUGGUACUGGAUUCAUUGGGAUAGUCCUUCUACCUCUUUGUGGUACUUUUAUUGAACAUUAUCAAGCUAUCGCGGAAGCAGCUAGAGAUAAAGUAGAUACAGCUAUCAGCGUUAUUCUUAAUACGUCUGUGCAAAUGGCAUUAUUAAUCGCACCAAUAUUGGUAUCGGUUGGAUGGAUUUAUGGUAAACCAUUAACAUUGGAUUUUAAUAUAUUGGAAAUAUCUGUAUUGGGUUGUGCUAUAUUGAUUGUAAAUUAUCUGGUCGCUGACAAUAAAGUACAUUGGUUAGAAGGUUAUAUGCUAAUUGUAUCGUAUGUAUUGAUAGCCAUAGCAUUCUUCUAUCUUCCAAAUCUUCAUGAUGAACAUCCACCCAUCCUUGAUUGUAAUCCUUGGAGUAGAAAUUUAAACAAAACUAAAGUUGAAGGAAUUGCAGAAACUGGUGGUGCGGAAGGGUAA